UAAUUUUGACGGUGAAAGCUCCCACCGUCGUUGUUGCUUCCCUAGAUGUCCAAAACAUAACCGAGUCACAGCGAUCAACGCAUCAUGUUUUAAAAAAUUUAAUUAUUUAUUUAACCUAUUCCGGGCCCCCUGGGGACUGGGGAAGGGUCGGGUGCCUGCCGAGUUUCUGACAUCUUGCACUUCUGUGUCGGCCUUUGCCAGCAGAAGGUCCCUCUAUCUGGAAGAAUGGUGAAACUGGGGAAUAAUUUCAGCGAGAAGAACACAAAGCAGCCCCUUUUGGAGGAUGGAUUUGACACCAUCCCCCUGAUCACACCCCUGGAUGUCAAUCAGCUGCAGUUCCCACCUCCUGAUAAGGUUGUGGUCAAAACGAAAACAGAAUAUGAACCUGAUCGCAAGAAGGGAAAGUUCCGUACUCCUAAAAUAGCUGAAUUCACAAUCAGCAUCACCGAAGGUGUUUCAGAAAGAUUUAAGGUAACUGUGCUGGUCCUUUUUGCCCUUGCGUUCUUAACCUGUGUUGUAUUUCUGGUAGUCUACAAGGUUUACAAGUAUGAUCAUACCUGUCCAGAAGGAUUUGUUUUCAAGAAUAAUCAAUGCAUUCCAGCUGGGUUGGAAAACUACUACUCCGAACAAGACUCCAGCGCUCGAGGGAAAUUUUACACGGUCAUAAACCACUACAAUCUGGCCAAACAAACCAUCACGCGCUCAGUGUCCCCGUGGAUGACGGUACUGUCAGAAGAGAAAUUAUCUGAACAGGAGACUGAAGCCGCUGAGAAAUCAGCUUAGUAUGAUAAGCUAAUUAUUAACACUAUGUCAUUUGAAGGUAACUAAGGGACUUCAAGGAACUUUUCAUUAAGUAUAAUUACGGAUAAUUUAGAGGUUACUCAUGUUUAUGGUGCAAUUGCUUCUGUUUGCUGAUACUGCUUUGCAAAAAACAAAAAAACAAAUUCCCAAAAACUUGCUGCAGAACAUUCAUGGGCAUAAAACAAGGUGCAUAUCAGCGUCGCUUUAGAGCUUUGACACCAUUUUCAAUGUUAAAAAAAUAAAUCCAAUGUUAGAUAUGUUCUUGCAGUUUAUUGGAUACUGACAGAUUUCUUCACUGGAUUUUCAGGGCUUGGACCUUAGAUAAAUCAUGUGUUCUGUUGUCUGAACCGAUACUUUAUUUAUUAAUUUUCUUAGUUCUUUGUCAUACUGCAAACUGAAACACCCCAGCCAUAACUAGAGUGAUCUCUUGGUUAGCUGAAAGCUACGUUUAAUAUUUAGUUUUGGCUCAAGCAAGGACAGUAGUCAGCAUUGAUGUCAAGGGCAAAAUGUAACGACUUGUAUGGAGAAAGAAACUGUCGGGUAGCAUUUUUCUUACAUUUUCGUUACUGUUGUUUAUUUGUAAGUGAUAAUGAAGUUCUCUGCAACAAGGCAUGCUCAAUGUUUUAUUAUUGCUGUCAACAGGAUUUAACUGCAUUUCCACUGUGGCUUUAGCAUCUUGGUAAGGAUGUGCACUGAAACACGAACUAGAUAGGCAUUAUGGAAAACCACAGACAGUUUUAGUGAUGGAUGUUGAGGAUAGCGUAAAAAAAAUAAAAUACAGUUCAGGAUGUUCUAAUGUGAAAUGACAUCUCUUGAUCAUGCUUAAGAGUCGGAAAGCCCAUUCACAGUAGAUGUAGUCCACUAUGUAAUUUGUUGGGUUCAACUGAGGGAGUACUAGGACUAAAUUUUCUCUUACUACAUUAUUAACAUUUUCCCUUUUUCUUAAUUAGAAAGGGCUUUCAGUUUGUGUAUGGUUUGCAGUUUGAGACUUUUAAAUCACACAGCAUCACAAGCGAAGCACUAGCAUAUUAGCUGACACAACUGGCUGUUUUAAAGCUACAUGUGAAACGGGGCGAAGAGUAGAACUGUUGGUGUGUGGCUUGGGAGGGGAAAAGAUGUAGAAGAACAUAGUAUUGUGGAUGCACGUUGAAGUUCCAUUGUAAUUACAAACUUCUCUAUUCUUUGUGU
Molecule: messenger RNA, 1989 nt
Organism: Apaloderma vittatum (bar-tailed trogon)
Lineage: Eukaryota; Metazoa; Chordata; Aves; Trogoniformes; Trogonidae
Gene: NSG1
Product: neuron-specific protein family member 1
Exons: 4
Coding region: 226-783 (185 amino acids)
Biological process (GO): endosomal transport; G protein-coupled dopamine receptor signaling pathway; clathrin coat assembly
Cellular component (GO): membrane; endosome
Molecular function (GO): clathrin light chain binding
Source: RefSeq, a predicted model, not a curated record